Argiope bruennichi is the source of this 3506-nucleotide messenger RNA. RefSeq lists its product as uncharacterized. Gene Ontology annotation, cellular component: plasma membrane. The transcript has 6 exons. Bases 1 to 3282 code for a protein of 1093 amino acids. Gene Ontology annotation, molecular function: protein binding. NCBI's taxonomy places the organism in Eukaryota, Metazoa, Arthropoda, Arachnida, Araneae, Araneidae. The record is from RefSeq and is a predicted model, not a curated record.
AUGAUGUUUCCUGUAUGGUGGUUGGUUCUCAGCAGCUUAUUGGGUGCAGAAAUGUUGGGGGUUCACUUUCUCCUAUCGAUAACCGGAAGUGCUUCCAUCUGCAAGGCUUUUACCGUAGCCGGCCGAGUGCGAUGCGGGCGAGUAGUCCGCCGUGAGGCCGAUGGCCGGCUGAGGGGGAGGAGGAGGAUGGGAUGGCUGUCCCCUCCCCUCGUCCUCUGUCUGACGGUGCUGGGCCAGUGCUGGGCCGUGUGCCGCCUCUCCGAGCACAGCUGCGACAACGGGCGCUGCAUCGAGUCCGGGAGAUACUGUGACGGCACGGACGAUUGUGGAGACCUCAGCGACGAGCCACCAGCCUGCACCAAUUGCAACCGCACGUACUAUGCGGAGGUGAAUAUCAAAACCCCCCUCCGCAUGACCACUCCCUUUCGGAGGCCGUUGCCGUAUGUGUGCAGCAUGACGUUCGUGGCCGCGGGCGGGGACUACGGGGACAUCGUUCAGCUCACCUUCCUAUCCUUUCAGAUCGGGACGCUGGAGACGGACAGCAAAAACUCUCCAUCUUGCAACAAGGGCUACUUGCAGAUCGUAGAACCUCCAGCAGUAACGAGUGCUCUUCUAAGUCAGCAGACCAGAGGCUUCUCUCAGCUCAUAUCGGCAUUGAAAGAACCAACAGAGCAGCUAUCAUCCCUUUUUGAUACCAGCAGAGGCAACCCCAAUUUCGGUCGGUUUUGUGGUGACAUGAUUGGCAAAAGCGCAACUUUCUACACAGAAGGAAAUAACGUCACAUUGCGAGUGGUAAUCCCUGGUAAAGCAGCUCUCCAUCCUUUUUCUUUCAGUGUAUACUUGACCUACAAAUACCUAACAAAAGACACUGUUGCUACGAAUGUGCCCAAGCCGCAGCCUACCGUGCAAGAGGAAGAACAGCAACAGCAACAACAUCCAGCCGUUGCGAAAAGCCCAGUGUCCUUGAGCAACAGCAAUUAUUACUAUGGAACCAGACUAAUGAACACAUACUGUGAUAGGGUUCUUGUUAAUUGCGAUCGAAAACGGUGUUCUAUUCGAUCGCCAAAUUUCCCAGGGUUUUACCUGAGAAACAUAACGUGUCACUAUUGGGUGAGGCAAGAUCACGUGCCCCAUGGACGUCAUGCAAGCAUAAUUCUUUCUCAGUCUAACGAGUAUAAGAUAUCAUUAUAUACUGGAAGAUCUAGUCCUCUUUCGUACCCACAUGUGUCACUCACGGAGGAAUGCCAUAGUGACGUUAUUAGGAUUUUUGAUGGACCCACAACUAACUCCCCACUGUUGAUUGAAUUCUGUGGUGCUGGUACUUUACCUGAAAUUAUAUCCAGUAGUCCAGAAGUUUUGGUACAGCUAUACAGCAGCCCGAACCAAGUAAUGCAUAACUCCCAUGCAGAAAUCGAUGUCGAAGUAAGAUUCACUGAUACAUCAGAUUACAGAGCUCAUAAUGGACGUUGCGAAUUUACCGUCGAUGGCUCAAAGCACCGACACGGAUUAGUUUAUAGCCCUCGCCACACUGUUCCAAGGAACACCACCUGCAUUUUCAAACUUCAAGGUGCAAGCGACUAUGACAAGAUAUGGUUCUACUUCUUGUCCUAUUUUGUCGAGGAUAAACAUCCGUGGUCCAGACGGGAGACCUGUGAAAUUGGCAAGCUGGAGCUUUACGAACCUGGUGGUACCCGCAAACGUGACACAGCAGCAUUACUGGUGAAGAUUGAUGAUUCUACUAACGACAGAGGUUUAUUGGAUAGGAAAACAGAAGAACCUUCUUAUCGAUUCUGUGAGAAGACCUUUCCGAAGGUUUGUGCCAGAGCAGCUGACAAACCAGACUAUGUCCCAGUCCGUCCAUGCAAGGUUCCAGACGAGAGCUAUUUGUCCCGUGGCCCGGGGCUUAUCAUCAAGCACAACGUGUACACCACACCCGAAUUAUCAACUACUAGCAGCUCUUUUACGCUUCGAUACGAAUUUGUUGACAUGCGACAGCAUGGGGUAGCAGCAGUAGCAGACAGCCCAGAUCCGUGCAACAGACGCUUCGAAAGCCGUACAAACCGAAUAGGAACUGUGAAAUCUCCACAAAAUGUGUUCCUUUUUGGAAGAGGUGGCAGUGCAAAUGUGUCGUGUUCUUAUGAGUUCUUUGGAUUACCAUCAGAGCGUGUUGUUCUAACGUUCACAGAUAUUAAACUCCGUUCUACCAACUGCGAACACAUAUACGAUCCCAUAAUGGAGAGGCAUACAUGCCGUACUUUGAAGACUUAUGGGUAUUCCUCGCCAACCACAGCAGCUGUUAUCAAGGUCGUAGAAAGGACUACAGGGAAUAUCCAGUCACCAUUGGCUUGUUUCUGUGACCUCCAGUCAGAGCCAAGGAGACCACUGGUCAUUGAAUCUGUGACCAAUAACGUCAGGGUAUCUUUCACAGUGACGAACAUGUCGCCUUUUGAUGACUUCAACCACUUUGGAUUUGAAGCGAUGUAUGAGUUUUUACCUAUAUCUUUCUGUGAGGCAAAUAUCCAUAGGAAAAAUGGGUCUAGUGAAGGAGAGGUAGUCUUUCAAGUACCAUCCACAGUUGAAGGCCGAGCCAUGCCUCUCCGGUGUCGAUGGCUUUUAGAAGCUUCUCCUCACAAGUACCUCUACCUAAGAUUCAAAGGCACCGACGGUGCAGAAGGCUGUCUGUCUGGCAACAAAAUCAUCGUCUAUGCUGGCUUACCUGUUCAACCACUGUCGGUGGUGUGCUUGCAUGGCGGACGCAAGACUCCUACAUCAAUAGCUGGUGCCGAAUCUGCAUCGUCCUCUGCAGCCAAUGAAAACAGAGAGGUUGAUGUCUUCUCCAACUACUGGUAUAAUGAUACUGGCCAAGACGGUAAUGGUCGGCAUGUCUUAAGGGAUCAUGUCUACAUUGAGGUGCUGGCCAACCAUGCAGAGACUGUACGUUUCGAAUGGAUGGAAGUGACCAAACCCUUCUUUCGGACAAGGGGUGGCCAGGUCUUGAGGGAUGUGAACUGUCCUUUCGAAUGUCCUGAGCUGAAUGCUUGUAUCGCACCAGAACUGUGGUGUGAUGGGAGGAAGCAUUGCCCAUCUGGUUAUGAUGAGGCACCAGCACAUUGCGACAGAUUCCCUACGUCAUAUGUAGCUGCUGGUACAUCCGCUGGUGCUAUAAUUUUGCUGCUGGCACUGGCACUGAUCACAAUACGAUGCAGGCAGAGAGGGGAGUUCAAAGAAUCCAGACCUGUGCCAACAGAAGACUUUCCGAUGGACAGCCCGCACGUGAAAUAGAUGUGUUUUUUAAAAGAGAUGUUUGGUGUUUCGAUCUUAUUUGUGGCACACUUUUUUUAUUUUUUAAAUUUUUUGUUUUUGAUAUGUGACACUAUACUGUUUACCCAAGAAGGUGCAUAAGGCUAAACUGUACUUUGGCAGAAUUACAGUACUUAUAACCUGUAAGAUCCCAAGUUACUCAGUUCUAAGUGACUGAUUAACAGUUCUAUGUAAAAUGGUUUUGA